UGCAACUCACCAAUAGGAGCUGAAGCUACAAUGGACAGGAUUGAAGUUUCUUGAUCAAGAUAACUUAGUAAAAAAAAACGAGUACUACAGUGUGAACAUCUGCAGCCAGGACAAAAAUUCUCACUGAAAUUUCUGCUCUGAUUAUACAAUGGCCUUCGGUGCUGGCAAAUCAAGACCAGUACCAAGCAUUUUCCUUUUUAUACUCAGCAUUACAAUUGGUACAUUAUGUCAGGGGCUUGCCUUUAAUUACUCCGUACCGUAUCGAGCUGUUAAGCUCGGAAAGAACGUAAAACUAACUUGUGUCUUUGCACCUCCUGCACAAAAACAAAAGUUUGAUGUCAAGUGGUAUAAAUUUAACGAAGAGCCCAUUGAAGCGCGCGAGAUAUCGGGAGUGACAACCGGAAACGGGGACACAUUUUCUUGGCUUCUUAUUACGAAUGCAUCAAAAAUUCAUUCUGGGAUUUACUACUGCAGUUCGUCAUUGCAGACCCAUACAGAUUCACGGUGUGGUACAGAAAUUAAUGUGAUAACAAGAACCUUUGCUAAAGAUGAUCGAGAUACUAUGUACACAAUGAAGGACAUGUUAAUUUUAAUUCAAGGUAUACUGCUGAUCCUGUGUCUCACGUUGCCAGGAAUGUUGUUUCUUAAAAACAAUCGAACAAAGAAGACUGAAGAAAUAGAGACAUACCAUAUGUAUGAGGGUUUGGAAGUAAUGCAGACAGCAAUGUAUGAAGAUAUCGGCAAUGUCAGACUAGCAGAUGCUAAAUGGACAGUUGGCGAGCAACCUAAGGAAUAAAUUCCACAAUUAUCUCAUUGCUCACUUGCAUUACAAACCUAUACCAAUGUUCCCAUGAACGAUAUUUUCAAAGAAAUCCUAUUACUGCUAUAAGAAUCAACUUGAAGAAAAUGGUCAAGGUGGCUUACAGAAGUGAUUUUUGGUUCCCAGUUGACACUUCAGUCAAGUCUAAAUGUAUGAGGCAGCAACAUUAAAAGCCCUAAAUUUUGCAGAUCACCCCUUGCCUAUCCACAAGCAUGUAUAAACUGUUUUGUUUGCCUUUUGUACUUUAACAUUGGGAAUAUUUAAUUGAGUCUUAAUUAUAUGAAGAGGCUUCUAAAUGUUGGGGAUAUCUAUUGCUGAUUUGUAGGGAAAUUGUCUGCACAGUUUAAUCGAGCGAUUGAUAUAUUUCAUCAACUUAGAGCUGUUUACUAACCACAUUGCAUGUAGCAUUAUGGAUAGUCAGGAAAAUUAUUGAUAUGUGCACAGUUAUUUGUAUUGGUGCAUAUACCAUCCAAAAUAAUGAAGGGUACAACACCAGUUAAAGAUUUUAUCCUUUUGAUAACCCUUAUUUUGUCAGCUGAGUGUAAAGUUGUCUAUUACAUCAAGAUGAGAUAAUGUGCAUAAUAGAGGAGACUACAGGUAUUGUUAAUAUGGGAAAAUAUCUUUCUUUUUCCAUAGAUCAAAAAUUAGGGAAAAUUAACAGUUAACCUGAUAUAAUUUAUACAAAUUUUCACCUGAUGUGAGGCAUGUUAUAAGGACUUUUUAAAGGGUUGAUGUGAUCCCUGAACAAUAUGGGACACUUUGAGUAGCUUGUCAAAGUCAUCUUAAGCUGAAAACAUUACAGAAAAAACACACCCCAAACCACAUAGCUUUUCUGUAAAUUAGACAGCAUUACAGGCUAGACAGAGGUGUUUCUUUUCUGGUAAUUUGUUGACUUCUAAUUAUUUUUCUAUCACGUGGUCACAGAUGUCAGUUUUUAGUGACAAAAUCAAGUUAUUCAUCCAAUAAUGAUACGGUACGAACUGAUUUUCAACAAUGAUGUUUGGAUCUAUUUUAAGGAAAUUUGAAUGUGUAUAUAUUGUACAAAUAAUUGAAUGAGAAUCUUGCUAUUAUUACUAACAAUGUGCUAAUUAAAAAUAUAUGUAUGCUUGAAAUUAACAACGUGUUCACCUCCAUGCUUUAGAAUUCAAGGAAAAAUGUAAAUUCAAGGAGUUUGUUUAAUUGUUCUUUAUUUGGAAUCUGUGAUCACUUACCCACUUUUAAGUGCACUUCUUCAAAGGGUAACUGUAUGUAGCCUAAUUAUAAAUGAUUGAAAAUCAUUUCAUGCUUUACUUUUUUUAAUUCUUAUGAGCUGUCAAUAGGUGCAGACAAGAACAUGAGGCUUACCAAGCCCACUCAUUGCAGGCAGCAAGACAACUUCACAGAGUUUACCCUUCUCUCAAUGCUUUAGAGAUGACCUAGUGCAUAUUCCUUCUUACAUUGUAGUUUGCAAAAUAAUUAAAGGAAAGAAGCGUGAUCCCACAAGCCAACCCCUGUCUCAGAGGUCGUAUACACUCCAAAUGUUUCACGCUCAAACAUAUAAAUGCCCAUUAAAUUCUAGAUUAUUUAUUUGUUGUUAUUUUUAAUAAUUUGCAUGAAUCUAUUAGUUGUGAAUGAAAAUAAUGUUCUAUUUAUUAUCCCGAAGUUACUUCUUUGUCCUUUAUCACCGUAAACUAUUUGUUUGAAUUUAAUUUGCCAACAAUUUUUAAAACUGCUGUUAGUUUGAUGCUGUACAUACCCCAUCUUUUCAAUAGAUAAAAAGGAUUUAAACAACUAGAAAGUUCCACGGUUUCUAUUAAACAUUAAACAUAAAGGAAUUCUAUUUAAACAUUGCUUUCUAAGUUGAAGCAUAGUUUUGCACCUUCAGACAGGGGGGCAAAAAAGCAAAUUAAUGCAAAUAUUUUUUGCUUCCUGUGAGGUAAUCGUUAACAUUUAUCACCAAGUGAUGAUGUCACACUGCUGGCUGCUGCUUGCUAAAACGCACAGGGACAAAAUAAAAACCAAUAUAGGAUAGUUUUUUUACAUUGGAAAUUUUAUCAAAACAGGUUUUCACAAGCAACUUAGCAGAAACAGAGGUUUUCUCUGUAUUAAUGGCUAUCCUGUGAACUAGUGCAAGUGAAAUAGUAUAAAAAUGCACCUAACUUGCUGCCUUCAAUGUAAUUUCAGCCAGUAGGAGGCAGUGUUUCAUCAUGCUGUGGUAGCAUACACUCCAAUGGCUUCUUUUAGUAAGUGCAAAAUAAUUGGCUUUCUUUGCGUCAUUUAUCUAUAUGUAGAGAUAUAGUGAAAGUAACUGAAGUAGAAAUUAAUUAUUCGUGUUAGUUAUGUCCAUUAAGUGGAAAUCUGAUAGGGAUUGGAGUAAUCCUUUUAAAGUGAAAAUACUUUCUUUUUGGAAAUCUUUGGUAGAUAACUAAAGCAAUUUCUAAACAAAGUAACCUUACUGUUUAUCCAUUUAUACAAUGAACACAAUGAUGAAUUGCCAAGGAAUAUCUGAUCGACAUAUUUUGGUU
This is a messenger RNA of Stegostoma tigrinum, 3324 nucleotides long. RefSeq names its product B-cell antigen receptor complex-associated protein beta chain-like. The record is from RefSeq and is a predicted model, not a curated record. Gene Ontology annotation, biological process: B cell receptor signaling pathway; B cell differentiation. The transcript has 5 exons. NCBI's taxonomy places the organism in Eukaryota, Metazoa, Chordata, Chondrichthyes, Orectolobiformes, Stegostomatidae. Gene Ontology annotation, cellular component: B cell receptor complex; external side of plasma membrane. Bases 149 to 796 code for a protein of 215 amino acids.